AGAAAACGGAUGUUGAUUUGAGAACGCCUCCGUUAUUAUUUCCUCCAAAAUAGCUUCGUGGCUUAAUGUCAGAUAACAGUGACAUUUAGACUUGGCGAAAUAGAUAACAGCGUUUUAUAAACACAUUUUAACUCGCAGUUAAUUUGAACAGCAUCAUUGGCGCGUUCAAAUUAUUAAUUCAACAAUUCUCAAAGUGAGCGAGAUGAUAAUAACUAUCGCCGACAAACCAUGACCGGAAGUUAGCCGUUUCAGCUAAUGUCAUCUUUCAAUAGUCGUAUUCCAGGAUAACAUAGUCUUCAUAAUAAGUAUGGAACCUAUAGUGAUUCGCAUUAAGACACCGUCAGGAGACAUGGACUCGUCCGUGGACUGUCCGUCGCUUCUGAACUUCAAUGAAUUGCUGGUCGCCAUCAGAGAUGUCAUGCCUGAAACCACUGUCACGGCCUUUGAGUAUGAGGAUGAGGUGGGAGACAGAAUUACUGUCAGAAGUGAUGAAGAACUGAAGGCCAUGUUGUCAUAUUACUGCAACACAAUGAAUGAACAGCGCAUGAGUGGACUGCUGCCAGACCCUCUCCAGAUUUUUCCAAGAGCCGGCAAGACUCCAGGGAUCCGGAACAUACAUGGCCUGAAGGUGAAUACACGACCUAACCCGGCCAGUGACUGCACUCACGCCGUCUCAGACUCCAUGGCCAACAACAGCUUAAAAAAGUCGUCUGCUGAGCUGAAGAAGAUCCUGACGAACGGGCAGAUAAAUGCCCUGGAUAUUUGCUACCAAGAGCAGCUCGGACACGGGAACGGGGGCACAGUUUACAAAGCGUACCACGUCCACAGUAAACGGGUUUUAGCCGUCAAGGUUAUCCCACUGGACAUCACAGUGGAGCUGCAGACGCAGAUCAUGUCGGAAUUAGAGAUUCUCUACAAGUGUGAUUCUCCCUACAUUAUCACCUUCUUCGGAGCCUUUUUCGUUGAGAACAGGAUAUCCAUAUGCACUGAAUUCAUGGACGGUGGUUCUCUGGAUGUGUACAAAAGAAUCCCAGAGCACGUGCUGGGCAGGAUUGCAGAAGCAGUAGUCAAAGGCCUGACGUAUCUGUGGAGCCUGAAGAUUCUUCACAGAGAUGUCAAGCCGUCCAAUAUGCUGGUGAACACCCGAGGACAAGUCAAGCUCUGUGACUUUGGUGUCAGCACACAGCUGGUGAAUUCAAUUGCCAAAACCUACGUUGGAACAAAUGCAUAUAUGGCGCCUGAGAGGAUAUCAGGAGAACAGUAUGGGAUUCACGCAGAUGUCUGGAGUGUGGGCAUCUCUUUUAUGGAGUUGGCAUUGGGCAUGUUCCCCUACCCACAGAUCCAGAAAAACCAAGGCUCUCUAAUGCCUCUCCAGUUACUACAGUGCAUCGUUGAUGAGGAUCCUCCAGUUCUUCCAGUCGACCAGUUCAGUGAGAAGUUCGUCCACUUUAUUACUCAGUGUAUGCGCCGGCAGCCCAAAGAGAGACCUGCACCCAAUAACCUGAUGGUGAGUCCAAACCAGUUUCCACUGCCCUCAGCAGAUACGUUUUUGAAUUACCGUGUAAAGACGGUGUCUGUGUCUGACAAAAAAAUUCAAAAUCCAAUUAGCUGUGACAAUUACACAUCACUGCACCUUUUUUGUUUUUUUUUAAAUAUACAUUAUUUCGGCACAAACGGAGGUGCUGCGGGUCAAGGGCCGUCGAAGUUUUCACGCUGCUCCAUGAAAGGAAGAAAUUAACUUCUCGCUCUCAGUCAAAGACGUCUGAGAUAAAGUAGGAUAAGACCUACUUUAAAAAAAGAAUUCCUUUUAAUCAUCGUUUCAGCCUAAUCUGCUGCACAGGAGUCAAAUGUUGUAGUUUUAGUUGCAAAAAUGUGACAAAGUUUCAAAAAUGUGUGUGUGUGUGUGUGUGUGUUCUGAGGAAACGUGA
This is a messenger RNA of Cynoglossus semilaevis (tongue sole), 1928 nucleotides long. RefSeq names its product mitogen-activated protein kinase kinase 5 (gene map2k5). Lineage: Eukaryota; Metazoa; Chordata; Actinopteri; Pleuronectiformes; Cynoglossidae. The record is from RefSeq and is a predicted model, not a curated record. The transcript is spliced from 21 exons. Gene Ontology annotation, biological process: MAPK cascade; protein phosphorylation. The coding region runs from base 308 to 1738 and encodes 476 amino acids. Gene Ontology annotation, molecular function: protein binding; ATP binding; MAP kinase kinase activity.